Molecule: messenger RNA, 900 nt
Organism: Talaromyces amestolkiae
Lineage: Eukaryota; Fungi; Ascomycota; Eurotiomycetes; Eurotiales; Trichocomaceae
Exons: 1
Coding region: 1-900 (299 amino acids)
Molecular function (GO): oxidoreductase activity
Source: RefSeq, a predicted model, not a curated record
AUGUCAGCUAUUAAGAACGUCACCCUUGUCGGAGGAUCCGGUCUUUUGGGCCGCUUCGUCUUGGAGAAACUUCUAGCUUCCAACAAGUUCAACAUUCAAGUUCUUCAGCGAACCGGCUCGUCAUCUACCUACGCUGCGACCGUCAAAGUGGUUGAGGCCGAUUUCGAGGACCUCCAGUCCCUGACGGCCGCCCUCGAAGGUCAAGAUGCUGUAGUAUCAACUGUCGGCGAAAAAGGCAUCAUUGUUCAAAAACUACUGAUUGAUGCCGCCAUCACCGCCGGCGUCAAACGUUUUCUUCCCUCCAACUUUGGUUCUAAUAUGAGCAACCCGAACUCCCGCAAGCUGCCCGUAUUCAAAGGCAAGGUGAUCAUCGAGGACUACCUGGUCGAGAAAUCCAAAACCACCGACCUGACAUACACCCUUGUCUAUAACGGAGGCUUCACAGACUUCGCGAUCAAGAACAAGGUCAUAAUGAACUUCUCCGAGUACAAACCCACAAUCUUCAACGGCGGAGACUCCAAGUUCAGCUGCACCAGUCUACCAACUGUCGGAGACGCCGUGGUCGGCGUCCUUUCUCAUCCAGCCGAGACUGAGAACCGUGCCGUAUACGUCUCCGAGAGCUUCAUUUCACAGAACCAGCUUCUGUCACUAGCCAAAAGUAUCGCCCCCAACAAGCCAUGGGCACCUGUAGACGCGGACUUGAAUGUGGUAUUUGCUGGUGCGCUUGAGCGUCUUGCCCAGGGACAACACGAUAUGCCGACUGUGAUUCCUAUCUUGCUCAAAUCGAUUUUGGAUAAUGAGUAUGGGUCGAAUUUUGCGGAGAAUGAUAAUGAGUUGUUGGGUAUUAAGGAGAAGGGAGAUGAAUUCUUGAUUGAGCUUUUGACUCCAGUGGUCAAUUAG